This is a messenger RNA of Hypanus sabinus (Atlantic stingray), 1599 nucleotides long. RefSeq names its product general transcription factor II-I repeat domain-containing protein 2-like. The record is from RefSeq and is a predicted model, not a curated record. Bases 463 to 1176 code for a protein of 237 amino acids. NCBI's taxonomy places the organism in Eukaryota, Metazoa, Chordata, Chondrichthyes, Myliobatiformes, Dasyatidae. The transcript has 2 exons.
UCCGUCAUUUCCUGCUUGUUCAGCUGCAAACGUAGCAAAUACAGCUUAUUGUCUAGUGCGGGGGUCGGCAACCUGCGGCUCCCGAGCCAUUUGUGGCUCUUUCACCUCUGUGCUGCGGCUCCCUGUGGCUUUGGGAAAUAAUUGGUCAGUAUUUAAUUAAAAUGUAUUUUAUGUUAGUUUGUUAGCUUUUGAAAUGUAAUUAUGGUGAUCUUGUACAACCUAAGUGUAGCGACACAUUUCCUGCCACAUCAUAAAACGGCUCACAAUUAGCCAGCAUUCCGGCUAAGGGAGAUAGCCUACGGGGGUUUGUGAGUACGCGUCUUUUGCAGCAUCUGCGUCCAUGGGGGCUGGGUUGAGGGAAGCUGAAAAGCAAGGCUGUUUAGUUCGAAUAAAGCUAUCUUUGACUGCAGUUUACUGACACCGCUACAACGUGUUUUUUAUCGCUGGCUGUCCAGACGGAAGAUGCUGAAACGCUUUGUCGCGUGUCUGGAAGAAGUGAAAACUUUCCUGGGCAGCAAAGGGCUCACCUUUCCUGAGCUGGAACAGCCAGAGUGGCUGGAAAAGCUACACUUCAUGGUAGACAUGACAGCGCACCUGAACACGCUGAACACAGCUCUUCAGGGGAAAGGACGUACAGCCCUGCACAUGUUGGAGGAUGUUUUGGCAUUCGAGCGCAAGUUGACAGUGCUUGCCAGAGAUUUACAGAAAGGCACUUUGUCUCACUUCCCCAAUUUGAGAGAGUUCAAACAAGGUCACGACAUGAUAAUUUCGGAGUAUUUACAUUCUGCAAUCAUCGCAAUGCAAACAUCGUUUGGGAAACGCUUCUGUGAGUUCAGAGAGGAAAAAAACACAUUAUCCUUCCCGGUCACUCCCUUAAGCAUCGAUCCUUCCCUACUGAAUACGACUGCAUUGGCAGGUGUGAGUCAACCUGAUCUUGAGAUGGAACUGGCCGACAUAGCCGACAAAGACAUAUGGGUGUCCAAGUUUAGACGCUUGACAGCAGACCUUGAAGAUGUUGCCCGUCAGAAGGCCGUUCUUGCUCAGAAACACAAAUGGAGUGAUAUUGAAAACCUCACAGAUGACAGCUUGCGAUCCUGUGUAAAGAUGAAGGUGACAUCAUACAGCCCUGAUGUGCAGACGCUGUGCGCUGAGGUCCAGGAGCAGAAAUCCCAUUAACCAAGAUGACAGCUGGCUGACGUUAUUUUUGGUUUGCUGCUGGCGGAAAAUUUAAGUUCGGCGUUUUUCAUAAAUACAAGAAGGACUCAAAUAGACAUUGAAUAUUUUACUUAAAAGUAACUUUCAACCCAACGUCUUUUUUUCGGAGUUCAAAAUGUUUUUGUUGCAUGCAGAAAUGUAAUUUCGUUUUCUCUGCAGGAGUUCAUCAAUUUCAUAAAUGCAACACAUUAUAGUUUGUUUAUACAUAGCAUAAAGGCAAAAAAAACGUUGUAUGCAGUGUUAUUUCAUUUUAAAUGUCAAACGGGUUUUGCGGCUCCCAGUGUUUUCUUUUCUGUGGGAAACGGGUCCAAGUGGCUCUUUCAGUGGUAAAGGUUGCUGACCCCUGGUCUAGUGAGUAGAAUCGAGAGUGUGAGCUUGCAGGGA